Rhipicephalus microplus (southern cattle tick) is the source of this 2703-nucleotide messenger RNA. Its product is annotated as receptor expression-enhancing protein 2. Lineage: Eukaryota; Metazoa; Arthropoda; Arachnida; Ixodida; Ixodidae. Gene Ontology annotation, biological process: endoplasmic reticulum tubular network organization. Gene Ontology annotation, cellular component: cytoplasmic microtubule; endoplasmic reticulum tubular network; endoplasmic reticulum membrane. The record is from RefSeq and is a predicted model, not a curated record. Gene Ontology annotation, molecular function: microtubule binding.
GCGCGUUGCCUCCAGCUACGCUGUCAGCAGCCCAGGGGUUCGUGUUCUGACGUAGCGCAGCCGACGCUCUGUUUGAAAAUCGUGGAUGGUAUUGUUUGAACUUUGGAACGAUUUCUGGGAGGCUUCCAACUGGACCAAGACCCACAUGGUUUGGAAUGUAUGCAGAAUGAUCUCCACCGUCCUAUCUCGGCUGAUCAUCUUGCUCUUCGGCGUGCUGUACCCUGCGUAUGCAUCCUACAAGGCUGUCAAGAACAAGGAUGUCAGGGCCCAUCUACAGUGGAUGAUGUAUUGGAUAGUCUUUGCUUUCUUCACCUGCAUCGAGACAGUUUCUGACAUCUUCAUUUCAUUUUGGAUGCCAUUUUACUAUGAGUUCAAGAUCUUGUUUGUUCUAUGGCUCCUGUCACCUGCAACCAAAGGAUCCAGUAUCCUGUACCGACGUUUUGUUCAUCCACAGCUUGUUGAACGCGAGCAGGAAAUAGAUGAACUGAUCGAGAAGGCGAAGGAGCAAGGCUACGCUACCAUGUUGCUUCUGGGCAGCCGUGGUCUGAGUUAUGCCACCAGCGUGGUGCUCCAAACAGCCAUCAAAGCCCAAGAAGCAAUCGCAACACACAAGAUUAGUGGUAUAGCAGGGACUCGGAACAGACUGGCCAGACCAGAUGGCAUUGCACUUGGUUGGGCGGACAUGGACAGUGAUUCGGAGAACCUACCAGAGAUGUUGGAGGACCCUUUCGCACCUGAACCAUUUGUGGGAGCUGGGGACAGCUUGGACAUUGACAACAAUGUGUAUGGUGAAAAUCUAGACCCCCAUGAUGAAGAACUCAGCGUAUCACCUUGCCCAGUUCCAGCCAAGGCACCACGCCUGUCCAACAAGAAUCGUAAUCGCAACACGGCUAAAACAACUGACUGUACUGGACCAACCCGCCGGUCAUCGCGAGCAUCCAAGAAUGCGAGCAAGAAAUGAGGCCUUCCGUCCUUCAGAACCACGUUUGGGCCAUCUGUCUUUCUGGGCGGAUAACUGUGUGAUUACUGCUGCAGUCAGAGUGUGCCUUCAUUUUUUUUUGUAUUACAAAAACAGAAAAGAAUAAAAAAUUUUUUUUUUUUUUUUUGCUUUGUGAGCAGUACUUUAUUUACUGCAGAAAACCUUUUUGUGUGGUUGUAGAAUGUUUUAGGGCUAGUUUGACUUAACUUGUUACCGCUGCAUUACAUUGUGUUCAUUUCCACUGUCUAUGCAUUGUCUUGUCCAUUUUGUUAAUAAAAAAUAGCAAAUGUUGGGACAUUAGCACAGUUAGCAGCAUUGUUUGCUAUUCUUAUACCGACAUCAUGUAUCCCACGUAUUGUGUUUUUUCUACAUUUGCAAAUAUAGGCUGUAACUCAAGAAAGAUGGGUUGGUUUGUUUGCUGGCCUAAAAAGAUUGACACUAUAAGUGCACUUGCCACUAUUUUCUUGUUCGCUGUAUUUUAGUGCCAUAAAUCCAGCUUCUGUGGUGCAGACUGUAGCCUAAACUAUGCAGUUCUUGUCAGUGGAAUGCGUAAGUAACAAUAAACUUACUGUGAUAUAUUUUUUCUAGAGAAGGGGCACAUUUGUAGUUGCAGUGUGUAUGUGUGGCACUUGCAGCUAUUUGGACGCCUAUGUAAUCUCAUUUUGAGUCGCGUACGUUGCUUUGAGUGCAUACAUGCUAGGUGAAGUCACACACGCUAAACUCAGUAAUGUGCGCUAUUGACAUUAGAGCAGUUGAUUCACUUGUUACUAAUCAAGUUGUUGUCAUAGUCCUUUUAGCUGCCACAGUUGUGGAUGAGACACUUGUUUGGCAUGCUGCCGAACUCAGACGCAACAUUAAGGGGUAAUGGUUGUGGCUAGAAUGCAAUAUUUGUGACUGUGUUUCCAUGAUGUGUUUACACUGUAAAUAUAUGGACUCAGUGCUGCUAAAAGCAUAAUGUGAAUCAUGCUCAGUAGGAGCCUAGUGACUGAUAUUUUUCCCAUUUUGACUGCAUCACUUGUGCCUACAGUCUUAUGUGUUCAUUAGAGCCACAUCUGAGUGUUCUCGAACACCUUUGGCCAAGCAAUUUACAAAUAAUUGUGGCUAUGAAGAAAAAGUUUCUUACAUGUAGCUAUCUGCACAUGCUACAGGAUAGAGCAAAAUUUAUAUUUAUAUUCAUAUUGCCUUGUCAACUGAUGGUAUGGAAGUGUAUUAUAAUCAAAAAGAUGCAUAUGCCCUGCUAGCCCACGAGUGCUGUAUGCCCGCGAGCUGUCAGGGAUGACUCGUGGGUAUACCAGGCUGUGAAAGCAGUUAACUAGAGUACAGUGAACUCUAGUCAGCGAAAAUUCCUCAUGGGUAUUACACCAUACGAAGACGUAUUUUGCACUUAGCCAAAGAAUAUCUCUUGACUACGGCAUAAAGACACAAGUGUAAAUUUACUCGUAUAUAUAGUAGGACCACAAAGGCUUUUUUUACACUCAAUUUUCGCAUUAUCAGUCUAUUUUUUUCAUCUUGCCGUUAAAAAUGUGUUCCGUUUUUGUGGUGUGCAGUUUACCCAACUGUUUUUGAAAAUAAAUUUUGUAUUACAUUAUUUCUGUGUUCUACAUAAUGUUAUUUUCUUUUUGGCAGAUUUAUUGGUUAAUAGUGCUCCAUUGUGCAUUGGUUUUAAGAGCCAUGAUUUCUACUGUACUAUACCUUUUUAUAUUACAAUACAAUGUUGAACAUUG